UACUAUCCUGUAGUAAACAAGAUCAAUGUGUCUUCUUCUUCAGAUUCAUUCUUCUUUCAAUUUCAGUUCAGUAACAAUAUUUUUUUAAUGGCAGCUAAAAAAUUAUCUGAAACUUAUUCAAAAGAUUUAAUUAAUGAAUUGAAAAAAUGGGGUAAAAUGAAAAGAACAGGAGUCAGUUUAAGAUACAUGACUGAGUUUGGAUCAAGACCUACUGAAAAGAACUUACUCAUUUCAGCUCAGUUUCUUCAUAAAGAACUUGCUAUUAGGAUUGCUAGGAAAGCUCUCGAACUUGAGAAAUUACCUUAUGGAUUGUCAGAAAAACCUGCUGUUUUGAAGGUUCGAGAUUGGUAUGUUGAUUCGUUCAGUGAUGUACGUUCCUUUAAAGAGAUCAACGACACUAACGAUGAGUUAGCUUUUACACAAACGAUUAAGUCAAUCAGAUUGAAACAUACCUCAGUGGCUCCUACCUUGGCUUUAGGUGUUCAACAGCUGAAGCAAGACCUUGGUCCAAAGAUCAAUAUCCAAGAUUUGAGCGAAAUUCAUCAGUUUCUUGACCGAUUUUACAUGUCAAGAAUUGGGAUCCGUAUGCUUAUUGGUCAGCAUGUAGCUUUGCACGACCCCGAUCCACUACCUGAUUGUAUAGGUUGCAUACAUACAAGAAUGUCUCCCUUGGAGGUAGCGCGAAAUGCCAGUGAGGAUGCCCGUUCUAUUUGCUUAAGAGAGUAUGGAAGCUCACCUGAUGUUAAAAUCUAUGGCGACCACAAUUUUACAUUCCCGUAUGUUCCAUCACACUUACAUCUUAUGGUGUUUGAGUUGGUUAAGAACUCUUUACGUGCUGUUCAAGAGCGCUUUAUGGAUUCAGAUGAGGUUGCACCUCCUAUUAGAAUAAUAGUUGCUGACGGGUUGCAGGAUGUCACGAUAAAGAUAUCAGAUGAGGGGGGUGGUAUACCAAGAUGUGAUCUUCCGAAAUUGUUUUCUUAUCUUUAUAGUACAUCAAAAAGCCCAUUGGACGAAAACAUGACUAUGUCGUCAUCUGAUACGGCAACAAUGGCUGGGUAUGGAUGUGGGAUUCCUAUAAGCCGUCUCUAUGCUCGAUAUUUUGGAGGUGAUCUACAAGUUAUUUCCAUGGAAGGAUAUGGAACUGAUGCUUACCUCCAUCUGUCUCGUCUGGGUGAUUCAGCAGAACCCUUGUCAUGAAUAUAUCUCCAACUAUAUUUAACAGAAAUUCGAGGAGUACUUAUUUCUUAAUUUCAAGACAAGAGAAAAAGAACAAGAAACAAUUGAAAGCAGCUAGCUAUCAGAUUCUCGUAUAUAAUUCUGUUCAGUUUGUAAUUUUUUUCUGUUCAAUCUUCAUCCAAUUCACGCUGGUAAGUCUUUCAAUGUACUUCUAAUCAGAAUAUACUGGUUUCCCAUUUAACAAAUAAUGUCAGUAGAACUUGGAGAAUUUGGACAAAGAUAGAAGCUGCUUUGGUAAUAUUGGUGCAAGUCAUCUCUGCUAUUGAUAUUAUCUCUUUCCGUUUUAAGUGCGA
This is a messenger RNA of Papaver somniferum (opium poppy), 1529 nucleotides long. Its product is annotated as pyruvate dehydrogenase (acetyl-transferring) kinase, mitochondrial-like. Gene Ontology annotation, molecular function: pyruvate dehydrogenase (acetyl-transferring) kinase activity. Gene Ontology annotation, cellular component: mitochondrion. The record is from RefSeq and is a predicted model, not a curated record. The transcript has 6 exons. Bases 88 to 1197 code for a protein of 369 amino acids. Gene Ontology annotation, biological process: protein phosphorylation; regulation of glucose metabolic process. NCBI's taxonomy places the organism in Eukaryota, Viridiplantae, Streptophyta, Magnoliopsida, Ranunculales, Papaveraceae.